GCCGCGCCAUGUCGCGUGCUCCAUGGACCGGUAAUCUGUAUUGCAUUCAUUCACAUAGUAAACAAUCACUUUUACAUCAUUAAAAGUGUGGGUCAACACAUUGUUCGGCUGUGCACUGUACGUAAACUGGAAGACAUACACAACAGCCUGUUAGAACGACAAUUUAUAAUAUUAAGUAAGGGGACGGAGGUAAAGUUACGAAGGCGAUACAGUGCAAUGCGACAGACAAGUAAUGUUGGCGGUGUAGCGGCGUUGAUAGGCACCUUUAAGCAGUCAUAGUCGCGCUCUCGCGGGUACGGCCGCGUCAGUCGGCAUGCGUCACGCCCGCUCGCGAGUGUUGUGAAUUACGCAGUGCUGUUGUAAACGCGCUCCUUAUACUAUAACGCUCCUCUUAUAGUAUCGUACGAGUGCUUCUUCGCUUAAAAAUGCUGAUGGUUCAGACUAAUACACAACCUAUGAAGAGCAAUAAACUCAAAGGACCGCCACCUGUACCACCACGACCCAACCAAAGUGUGGUGGCAGAGGCUCUAGCCAAAACGAGGAAGGCCGUUGCCGAAUCGAAGGCCAACCUGUCAAAGUCUCGCACUUUACCAAGACAAGAACAACAAUGCAAUUCGACGAAAGCCAAAACUUUGGACAGGAAUACUAAAACUAGUAAACCAACCGUAUCUCCUAAACAAAAUGGUUUGGCGCGCGUUAAGUCAUUCAUUAGAGACGUUAUUAGCGAUAGAAGUUCCUCGUCGGACGAGAAAAAAUCAAGUGGCCAAAACUCCAGAAGAAGUUCGAGUGACAGUAGCCCGAUACCGACACCGGCAUCAAACAAAAGGUCAAAUGAAUCAUUAAAUUCCAAAGCGGUAAAGACAUGUAAACAAAUCUUAGUACGAUCACUUUCCACAUCGAACAAGUUAGAUCAGGACGCAAAAUGUAAAGUUUCAAAAUCGUCCAGUUUCGCCGAAAAAACAUUACCUUUAAGGAAAGCACCUCCUCCUCCGCUGUCUCCCAAACCUAAAUUAAAGCCAAUGAAACCAUUACCUGUACAGUUAAAUGUGAAUGAUAGUCCUAAGCAGUCGCCGGAAAUAAGUCCCUAUUCUACACCAGUAGAUGCGAAACCUCCACAAAGUCCGAUUUCAGAAGCACCCUACGCUACAGUAGAAGAAGUUCAAGAAUUCGAUGACAGAUUACGCAACAGCCCAUCGAAACAAGUCAAUAACCUCACUGAUUCACAGGACGGUCUUAAAUGUCCUAAUCUCGAUGAAAAUAUAAACAAAAAUAACAACUCGUUGGAACGAAAAACAUCUCGAGUCACGGAAAUGUUAAUUUCAGAGCUUCUUGCGAGUAGAAAUACCAAUAAAAAUGAAGCUAACGCUGUUAUAGAUAAAGGAAAGGAUUCUCAGAAUCUCAGCAAUGGUAAUGAUUCUCCGGAGAUCAUGAAAGAUAUGAAUAACCAUGAGAUGUUGAUAUACGAAUUGCAAACUAUGCGUUCACAAUCAAAUGUGCCUGAAACGUUAGAUUCAAAAGAAUUAGAGAUUAAUGGUCAUUGCGAUUCAGAAGAUUCAGAAAACAAUUAUGCGAUGUCUUCAGUAACUAGUGGAAAUAUGGAAACAGAUGACGGAUAUGAUCAAGCAUAUGCUUACAUAUUAGACGAUGACCUAAAAUCUAGGUUACGUAAGCAGUUUCGCGCUAUCAGCACAAUGUCACUCCAAGGUCUGCCACCCUUGCCGAAGAGUUUGAGCGGCUUCGCCGACGGGGAGCCUGAGGUGCAAGACACGUCCACUGUUAGCGACAACCCGCCCACUGACCUUGACUCUCAACUGACGUACUUGAAGAAGGAAAUGGCCAGCCUUCGGCAAUUAGACCUGUCGCUGCUAUCAGAACUGUGGACUCUCAGCGAAGCCAUGGCGUCGUGGAGGCGACAGCUGGAAAGAGGACCUCGCCUCCGGCCGGCACCGCCGCCUCCACCACCACCGCACUAUCUCAGAACUUAAGACUCCUUACCAAUAAAUUAAUUUUGAAACACAAUCCGCCUUGAUGUUUAUUUUAAUGAUCACAAACAGUUACAAGUCUAGUAGCCUACGUAGACGAAGGACAUUUUCUUCCUAUAGAUUUAUGUCGUCCACCCAGUAGCGUGAUUUUUAGUCCUGUCAUAAGAAAAUCCGUAAAUUACAAGUACACGAUUUAUAUGUAGGGAGAGUUAUGUGCAGACAAAAAAUCCUUCGUCUACGCAGGCCUUAAGUGUGAUUCGCCACGCAAUAAACUUGAACGUGAAAUGAGAAUCGUUCUUGCUAAAUUACCUCAAGUGUUUUUAAUUAAUGUGUAUUUGCGAAAAUAAAUAUACAAUCGAUUUUACAGAGAAAUAUCAAAGUUUUCACAUCCAAUAUUAUCAUUGUAUGGUGAAACUAACAUAAGGGUGUUGCCUGCUAACUUGUUUCCAUCAGGCGCUGUAGCAAUAUCACUAUUAGUUGUAUUGGUGCUUCGAUCAUUAACCGACUACAUAACGCAUCAUGAACUAAAUCCAAAUCUGUUUGUGUUACUACUGCCAAGUAACUAGUUGUAUUACUGUUUCGGUCUGAAGGGUGGGAUAUUGCAGUUAAAUUAGGAAGCGAACAUAUAAUACCUCAAAAAUUACAAUGCAUAUGGGAUACUAUGGGCAUCUCGGUGUAUUCUAUAAUGUCCACUAUGCUGUCACGAGUUGUAUUGCUUUCUACCUGGUAGGCCGUCAGCUCGUUUGUGAAAUCAAGUUGCAUAAUGUAAAACUAAAUAAAAAAAAAAUCAUAAAUAAUAAAGCACAAUUUUGUAUACAAAUGCAGACAACCUAAUUCACAAUAACCCACUCCACAACAGAAGCUAUAUAAGCUCGGCCAUUUUGAUACUUUGACAUGACAUGAGUGCAUGAAAAUUGAUGAUCGAAGGCCAUUAACGAAUACCCGCCUUUUAAAAUACCCCAGGUUGAGCUCCUUUACUACCCUUACCAUACUUAUUUGAUGUAUUGUAACCGAUAGCAAUAAUUUGUGAAAAAGAUUUGUAAAUGUAUUCUAAAAGCUGUUACUAGUUCUUUACACACGUUUCUUUAAUAUAUUUAUUUGUACUAAAUAAAGUACAUAUUAUGUAGAUGCAUAAAUAAAGUACUACUACUUUAUAGCGAAAGAAAAUUAAGUAUGUUACCUGUGCCUGUAUCAAAGGAGAAAAUGUUGAACAUUGUAAAUAUUAUGUAGUAAUAAUUUUGUAAUAAAUGAAUAUAGCAUUCAAUUUAUUAUAGUGACGUGUGUAAAAACCUUUACAAAUUGAUUUAUUAAUUUAAAUGGAUGGUUUUAUAAUUUAUCGUUGCAUGAUACUGAAAUGAGAAAGCAAAAUACAGGUAUGCAAUUUUAGAUAUAAAUAUUUUAAUUUUUCGAUAUGAUACACGUCCAUAGUUUAAUGCGACUUCUAAAAAGUACAUUUUGCUUUCAUAUUUUAUCGUUACGAUAAAAUUGUCACAUAGUAUAAUGCGUCACAGUAAAUUAUAAAAGCGUCCGUUAUCGUAUGUAGGCUUGACAACUUACUUCAAUGACUGUUGGGCAUUUAAUUAGCUCAGCAAAUAAAUAAAAGAGAUCUUACGAGUACUUCAAACAUUACAGUUCCAUCUAACAUUAAUAACAAAGUGUUACGUAGUUGUAUGUAUAUCGUGUGCAUUGUAAAAACUUAGUUGUAAGCUUAGGCAUUUUCCUAAAUAAAUAUUUAAUAACA
Messenger RNA from Galleria mellonella (greater wax moth), 3723 nucleotides. RefSeq names its product anaphase-promoting complex subunit 11-like (gene lmgA). Gene Ontology annotation, molecular function: zinc ion binding; cullin family protein binding; ubiquitin protein ligase activity. Gene Ontology annotation, biological process: protein ubiquitination; positive regulation of mitotic metaphase/anaphase transition; anaphase-promoting complex-dependent catabolic process. Gene Ontology annotation, cellular component: anaphase-promoting complex; nucleus. The transcript has 3 exons. The record is from RefSeq and is a predicted model, not a curated record. Bases 426 to 1985 code for a protein of 519 amino acids. Lineage: Eukaryota; Metazoa; Arthropoda; Insecta; Lepidoptera; Pyralidae.